Messenger RNA from Cynocephalus volans (Philippine flying lemur), 3985 nucleotides. It is a transcript of the gene NCAM1, whose product is annotated as neural cell adhesion molecule 1. Gene Ontology annotation, biological process: cell adhesion. The record is from RefSeq and is a predicted model, not a curated record. Gene Ontology annotation, cellular component: membrane. Lineage: Eukaryota; Metazoa; Chordata; Mammalia; Dermoptera; Cynocephalidae. Gene Ontology annotation, molecular function: protein binding. The transcript has 20 exons. The coding region runs from base 217 to 3585 and encodes 1122 amino acids.
UUGCGAGUGUGCUGAGGCUGGGACUGUCACUCAUUCUCGGAUCAGCGCGUGAACGCAGCUCGGCAGCCGCUGGCAGGAAACAAUUCUGCAAAAAUAAUCAUACUCAGCCUGGCAAUUGUCUGCCCCUAGGUCUGUUGCUCUGCCGCCGUCCACACUCGCUGCAAGGGGGACACAAUUUACCGCGGCAAGAACAUCCCUCCCAGCCAGCCGAUUACAAUGCUGCAAACUAAGGAUCUCUUCUGGACUUUGUUUUUCCUGGGAACUGCAGUUUCUCUGCAGGUGGAUAUUGUUCCCAGCCAAGGGGAAAUCAGCGUUGGAGAGUCCAAAUUCUUCUUAUGCCAAGUGGCAGGAGAUGCCAAAGAUAAAGACAUCUCCUGGUUCUCCCCCAAUGGAGAAAAGCUCACCCCGAACCAGCAGCGGAUCUCAGUGGUGUGGAAUGACGAUUCUUCCUCCACCCUCACCAUCUACAAUGCCAACAUUGAUGACGCCGGCAUUUACAAGUGUGUGGUCACCGGCGAGGACGGCAGCGAGUCGGAGGCCACUGUCAAUGUGAAAAUCUUCCAGAAGCUCAUGUUCAAGAAUGCACCCACCCCACAGGAGUUCCGGGAGGGGGAAGAUGCCGUGAUUGUAUGUGACGUGGUCAGCUCUCUGCCCCCCACCAUCAUCUGGAAACACAAAGGCCGAGAUGUCAUCCUGAAAAAAGACGUCCGAUUCAUAGUCCUGUCCAACAACUACCUGCAGAUCCGGGGCAUCAAGAAAACAGAUGAGGGCACUUAUCGCUGUGAGGGCAGAAUCCUGGCGCGGGGGGAGAUCAACUUCAAGGACAUUCAGGUCGUUGUGAAUGUGCCACCCACCGUCCAGGCCAGGCAGAGCAUUGUGAAUGCCACUGCCAACCUCAGCCAGUCAGUCACUCUGGUGUGUGAUGCUGAAGGCUUCCCAGAGCCCACCAUGAGCUGGACAAAGGACGGGGAACAGAUAGAGAACGAGGAGGAGGAUGAGAAGUACAUCUUCAGCGACGACAGCUCUGAGCUGACCAUCAGGAAGGUGGACAAGAACGACGAGGCCGAGUACGUCUGCAUUGCUGAGAACAAGGCUGGCGAGCAGGACGCGUCCAUCCACCUCAAAGUCUUUGCAAAACCCAAAAUCACUUACGUAGAGAACCAGACUGCCAUGGAACUCGAGGAGCAGGUCACUCUUACCUGUGAAGCCUCGGGAGACCCCAUUCCCUCCAUCACUUGGAGAACUUCCACCCGAAACAUCAGCAGCGAAGAAAAGGCUUCGUGGACUCGACCAGAGAAGCAAGAGACUCUGGACGGGCACAUGGUGGUGCGCAGCCACGCCCGUGUGUCUUCUCUGACCCUGAAGAGCAUCCAGUACACAGACGCCGGAGAGUACAUCUGCACCGCCAGCAACACCAUCGGCCAGGACUCCCAGUCCAUGUACCUUGAAGUGCAAUAUGCCCCCAAGCUACAGGGCCCUGUGGCUGUGUACACUUGGGAGGGGAACCAGGUGAACAUCACCUGUGAGGUAUUCGCCUAUCCCAGUGCCGUGAUUUCAUGGUUCCGAGAUGGUCAGCUGCUGCCAAGCUCCAACUACAGCAACAUCAAGAUCUACAACACCCCCUCUGCCAGCUACCUGGAGGUGACCCCAGACUCUGAAAAUGAUUUUGGCAACUACAACUGCACUGCAGUGAACCGCAUCGGACAGGAGUCCUUGGAGUUCAUCCUUGUCCAAGCAGACACCCCCUCUUCACCAUCCAUCGACCAGGUGGAGCCGUAUUCCAGCACAGCACAGGUGCAGUUUGAUGAGCCAGAGGCCACAGGUGGGGUGCCCAUCCUCAAGUACAAGGCUGAGUGGAGAGCGAUGGGUGAAGAAGUGUGGCAUUUCAAGUGGUAUGAUGCGAAAGAAGCCAGCAUGGAGGGCAUUGUCACCAUCGUGGGCCUGAAGCCUGAGACGACGUAUGCAGUGCGUCUGGCCGCCCUCAACGGCAAGGGGCUGGGUGAGAUCAGCGCGGCCUCCGAGUUCAAGACACAGCCAGUCCGGGAACCCAGUGCACCGAAGCUUGAAGGACAGAUGGGAGAGGAUGGAAACUCUAUUAAGGUGAACCUCAUCAAGCAGGAUGACGGCGGCUCCCCCAUAAGACACUAUCUGGUCAAGUACCGAAAACUCUCCUCCGACUGGAAACCAGAGAUCAGGCUCCCGUCUGGCAGUGACCACGUCAUGCUCAAGUCCCUGGACUGGAAUGCUGAGUAUGAGGUCUACGUGGUGGCUGAGAACCAGCAAGGAAAGUCCAAGGCAGCUCACUUCGUGUUCAGGACCUCGGCCCAGCCUACAGCCAUCCCAGCCAAUGGCAGCCCCACGGCAGGCCUGAGCACCGGGGCCAUCGUGGGCAUCCUCAUUGUCAUCUUUGUCCUGCUCCUGGUGGUUGUGGACAUCACCUGCUAUUUCCUGAACAAGUGUGGCCUGUUGAUGUGCAUCGCUGUCAACCUGUGUGGAAAAGCCGGGCCCGGAGCCAAGGGCAAGGACAUGGAGGAGGGCAAAGCCGCCUUCUCGAAAGAUGAAUCCAAGGAGCCCAUCGUGGAGGUUCGAACUGAGGAGGAACGGACCCCAAACCAUGAUGGAGGGAAACACACAGAGCCCAAUGAGACCACGCCGUUGACGGAGCCCGAGCUGCCUGCUGACACCACAGCCACUGUCGAGGACAUGCUGCCUUCUGUCACCACGGUCACCACUAACUCUGACACUAUCACCGAAACCUUUGCCACUGCUCAGAACAGCCCCACCAGUGAGACCACCACCCUGACCUCCAGUAUUGCCCCACCUGCCACGGCCACCCCUGACUCAAACUCUGUGCCCGCUAGCCAAGCCACCCCUUCCAAGGGGCCUGGCGUCUCUGCCUCCUCCCCACCCCCAGCUUCAGCCCCCAAAGUUGCUCCCCUCGUUGACCUGAGUGACACCCCAACCUCAGCCCCUGCCGCUAGCAAUUUGUCUUCUAGUGUCCUGGCUAAUCAAGGGGCUGUCCUCAGCCCAAGCGCCCCCGCCAGUGUAGGGGAGGCCUCUAAGGCCCCUCCGGCCAGCAAGCCGGCCCCCGUGCCAGCCAGUCCCCUAGCAGCAGUGGCUGCCCCUGCCACAGAAGCCCCCCAGGCCAAGCAGGAGGCUCCGAGCACCAAAAGCCCGGACCUGGAGCCCACCCAGCCCGGCGCCGCGAAGAGCCCGGCCGAGGCAGCCACAGCCCUGACUAGCCCGAAGAGCGAGGCUGCCUCCGUCAGCGCCACAAACCCUUCCCAGGGCGAGGACUUUAAAAUGGACGAAGGGAACUUCAAGACCCCAGAUAUUGACCUUGCAAAGGAUGUUUUUGCAGCCCUGGGCUCUCCUGCUCCCGCCGCUGGGGCUGGUGGACAAGCCCCUGUGCUCGCUCCUUCCCCUGCUGACAACUCUGUUCCGCCUGCACCAGCAAAGACCGAGAAAGGCCCUGUAGAAGCAAAGUCGGAGAGCCAGGAGACAGAAACGAAGCCAGCGCCAGCCGAAGUCAAGACGGUCCCCAACGACGCCACACAGACAAAGGAGAACGAGAGCAAAGCAUGAUGGGUGACAAGGAACAGCAAAGAUCAAAAUACAAAGUGACACCGCAGCUUCACCAGAGCAUUUCCAAUAUCACACGCGCAUGCGCGCGCGCGCAAACACACACACACACACACACACACACACACACACACACACAUCUCAUUCCUCUAGUGUCUUUUGCCUUUAAAAAAAAAAAAACUAAGCAGAUAAACAUGGGAGCUCCUUUUUGUAGGUGUAUAGAAAGGGUCCCUUUGUUGCACAGUUCCUUGUAAGAAAAUAAGACAAAAAGGUUAAACCCACAGCCAAACUAGGACACUCCGUUCCCUGAAACCAUUUAAAAAUCAAACAAAAGGACCCCAAAUUAAGAAUCUAGGAAGCUCAGAAAAAAAUCUAGGUUCAGGCAAACCACACUUGGGUUACC